CUCCGUUCUCUCUCUUAUCUCUCUCGUAUCUUUCAGAGAGAGAACGUCGAGGCUUGAUGGUCGGAUCUUUUCCGAUUCAACUCUCCCGAUGUUCGGACUCUUGUCUCUGGGAAGCGGUGGAUCCUUUAUCACUGUCUUCGCCGGCUUUAGGUCUCCGGGAAGGGGUGGCUUCUAUAGCACCUUUCUUCGCCGGCUUCUCACCGGAGUAUUCCGGGUCGUCGCCAUCUUCAAACUUAUUUGAAUCAUCAAAGAUGGAGGUUUGCGUUUCAGGAAAAUUGGAUUCAAAUCGAUUGCAGACGAUUGAUGAUUUUAUGAAGCAUAGAUCUGUCAGCAAAUCCUCUCGAAACGAAUCUCUGUGAAGGCCGGUUUGUUUGAUCGGCGUUUCAUCGAUUUUGCUUCGUCGUCGACGGUGUUCUGUCGCGUUUCUUCGCUGGCUCCGGAGGAAGAAGUUUGAUCCGCGUCUUGACGCGUGUACAUUGAUCGCUGGGCGAUCGUACACGUGGUGGCAUCGUGUCACUUCUUCCCCAACGGGUUUUACUCUUGUGGGCUUAUUAUGGCCUCAAGAUGUUUUGUUCUCUGAGCCUUGUGUGGGUCUUUAGUUUAUAUUUUCUUUGCCUGUAGUGUGGGCUUUUUGUUAUGUUGUUUUUGCCCAUUUCUUGGGUCUACUUUGUUUAUGUUCUUGUUUAAUAAAUACCCAGUGAAAAAAAAAAAAAAAAACGUUUCAAAAAAGAAAAAAAAAACGCAGUCGCAUAUUAUGAAACAUGAAUAAAAAGAGUUUGUGUUUGAAUUAAGAACAGUAUAACUUACUUUAGUUUAAAGAUUUUUUGGUUGUCGGAAAUAGAUGUUUCUAAAGUUGGGUACAAAAAGAGUUAAAAUAGUAGUUGCAUAGUUAUUUUUCUCCGUUGGUAGUUGAUGACGACCUUACCGUCGUAGGUCGUCGAAAUGUUAAAAGCUGAUCACUCAUGUAUGUAGAGUUGUAGACUACUACUAUCUUUAUUUUUUAUAAAUGACAUAACUAUUUUUAACAUAUAAUUUAUAAACUUAUAUGCAAUACUCAAAUAAUGCAUUACUAAUAUGUAAUUUAAAUUUAGCGAUAGCAUAUUGUGGUUCUUUUUUCCGGAUAUAUAAACGUACUCGUAACUGUAUGAGAUGUAAGCUAGUUACAUUAAGCUUGAUGCGUUCCAAUCGCGGAUUGCAACAUGUCUAAAGCUUGAGAAGCAUCGACUUGCAAGCGAAUCUGGUUUCUCUCUACGUGCCUUAAAAGUUCCUGGUUGUAUGAUAGCCGAAUAUAUAUUGAAGUGUUUUGUUGGUUUGUGAGGCAACCGCAAGUUAUCAACCGUGAGUAGAGCUUGAGUGAUGUGAACACAUAUAUAUUUAUUUGUAUUUUUUGAAAUAUUUGGUUUGUUGUAAAGAAUGUGUAUGCGUUGGAUGUUAGAUGACUUAGCUAGACUAGUCCACGAAUCUAGUUUUAUGCUACUCUCCGCACUAUCUCGUGGUGUAGUUGUUGGAGCUUGGUGCGUGGUAAAAUUUCUUUGUAAAUAAGUAAUUAACGACACUUUGAUUUUGAUUUGUUAAUGUUAAAAAAAUCAUAUUAUCUGAAUAAUUAAUAAGAAUUUCAUAUCUCGAAUAACUAAUUAAACCAUAUUAUCUGAAUAUUUAAUAAGAAUUUCAUAUCUCGAACAACUAGAUUCAGACGUAAGAGAGGAAACAAACUCAAGUUACAUAAAAACUUAUUUAAAAAUAUGAUUUAGAAACGUAGAAAAUAUAAGAUUGAUAAUUAUAAGCGGUUCAAAGAAUAUGAUAUCGGAGUUAUAGAUAGAGCUGAAUCAUAUGGAAACAUAUCCGUACAAAUAACUGAAGCGAAUUGGUUGGUAGAAUAUAAAGGAAGAUCACUAAAAGGGUUUGCUGGUAAGACAAAGAUUAGUUUGUAGCUAGUAAGAAUAAUGUUUCUCCUUGUCGGCGGAACCAGGAAGCUCCGAUCGUUCUCCACGGCGGCGGCGCAGCCAUAUCUCCUGGUCAGAGAGAGGGAGGUCACGUUGAAGUCCUCCAGUGAAAGAGUGGUCACCUUAAAUCUGUUGGAUCCGUGUAAGCUUGAGAUGGUGAAGAUCCCCGGCAAGACUCUCCCGACAGAGGUUGCUAAGUCGUUGAGGAUAGGUUCAUCCAAGGGAUGGGUGGCUGUGACGGACCUUCAAAAUUCGAAACUGCGUCUCACCAAUCUAUUUAACCCUUGUGCCUCUUCACCAACAACAAUAACACUGCCCCCUCUCGACGGGUGUUACAGAGGUUCAGUUGCCCGAGUUUCCAAGGUCUCUCUCUCAGCCUCCCCGAACCAACGUGACUGUGUAGUGGCUGCUAAGUUGUUUGCUCCACUCGUCAGUCUGUGUCGGCCUGGUGACUCGGAGUGGACACACAUCGAGACCCCAAACAAUUUCUUCACUUCAGCUGUGAUGCACUCUAUGAGAGACCAGAAGUUCUAUCUCCAUUCCCCGCAUACGGCUCCGACUGAUCUGAUCAAGACUUGCUCUGACUUUCCUCCGGUGAGUCCUUACAGGAGGUUCUAUUUUUCUGACAUCCCCAAGACCACACAAGAUUUGUAUCAGUCAUCUAUCUUUAGAACUCAGUACUUGGUCGAGUCACCUUCCGGGGACUCUUUCAUCGUUAUCUGGUGUAUGGCUGGUGGUAAGAUGGAAAAAGAGACGUCAAGACUCAUGUGCGAAACCAAGGGCUUUAUGGUGUUUAAGCAAGACCAUGGUAAGAAGUUGUGUUCCUAUACACAAGACAUUGGCGAUCUCUGCAUUUUCCUAGGCAAGAACGAAUCCUUUUGUGUCUCUGCGACAAAAUAUCCGGGGCUGAACCCGAAUUCAGUCUAUUUUGAAGGCAGUGAAACUGGGUUCGGCUUUUACCAACUUAGCUCAAACACUGUCCACGAUCUCACGCAUUUGGCCCCUUUCUCCGCCUUCUACUUAUGGCUUGCCCCUCUCGAAUAAAAAAAGCAGCUUCUGGUCCUUUUGUUUUCACAACUAUCUUACUACUGUUUAAUUUAUUUAUUGGAUUUUCAUUCUUUCAUCAUAUGGUCUACUUAAUUCAGCUCCAAUUGAUUUUUAUGUUCAUAACAACAGUGUGGUUGGCUAUAUAUAUGCUAUAUGCUAUCUUAAUUUUAAUAAAUGACAUAACUAUUUAUAAGAUAUAAUUUUAUAAACUUACAUGCAUAUAUACAUUACUAAGAUGCGUCCAAAUAAGGGCUGCAACGUGUCCAAAAAUUUGAGGAGCAUUGACUUGCAAGUGAAUCUGCUGCUUUCUCUCUACGUGCCUUGAAGCUCAUGGUUAUAAUAUGAUAGCCGAUCAUUGAAGUGUUUUGUUGGUUUGUAAGGCGCACGCAAGUCAUCAAUCGUGAGUACCUUGAGAAAUGUGAACAUAUCUAUUUGUACGUACUUUUGAAAAUGUUGUCGUGUCAUAAGGAAUGUGAAUGCGUUAAAUGGUAGUACUAAAUUGAGUUAGACGACUAGUCCGCGAAUUCGCUUUUACCCCCCACUCUCCGCACAAUCUCGUGCUGUAAUUGUUGGAGCUUAUUGCGUACGUAAUUGUCUUUUAGAAUAAGUAAUUAACUAAACUUUGAUUUUGGUUCGUAACCAAAAUUUCAUUAAAAUUAGUAACAUGGGUCUGUCCACAUAUUACUUUACAUUCCCCAUAAACAUUCGAGUACACGUAAGCCGGUGACAUGAGAGAUUAGAGAGUCAAGUCGUCAUCCCAAAAGAAAUUGUUUUUCUUUGCGGGAAAAUUGGCUUAAGUUAAAUAUGGGCCUAAUCAACAUCCCAUUAGCCCUAAUACAGACGCCUCUAUAUAAACCGAUCUAAAGGUACGGUACACUCAACUUCCACAGUUUCUCCUUCCCCGCCGUUUCUGAGAUUUUUGUUUAGCAUUCAAAUUAGAUCUCUGUUAUUUAAUUUAAGUCUAUGGUUGUCAGUUAAGAGAUGCAAUGAAGAGUUAAUAUCGGAAAGUAUAAUAGAUCGUUCUCGCGAGAUGAAAUCCGAUUAUAUUUAUGGUUUUUAAAUAUGUUUUUGAAAAAAUGAAGAAAGCAGGGAUUGUGUGUAUCGGCUUAGUGCUAGCAAUGCACUUUGUACGAAAGAUUUCCCUUGCAAAAUCAUUUUGGGGCAGAUGGGCAGUUGUGAUUCA
Messenger RNA from Brassica rapa (field mustard), 4173 nucleotides. RefSeq lists its product as uncharacterized. Lineage: Eukaryota; Viridiplantae; Streptophyta; Magnoliopsida; Brassicales; Brassicaceae. The record is from RefSeq and is a predicted model, not a curated record.